AUGACUACUUCUACGGAUUCAAAUCAUCCAUUCAUCGAGACGUUGGGACUUACUAGUGAUGAAUUCACGAGAGAGCAGGCAUUUGUGACGGAUGGAACUUUGACGGUGGGAAGAAACGCUUCCUUGACCUUGGGAACCGAUUCUUUAAUUGUGCUGGAUGAGGCUUUUGAGAAGGGGACUGCGACUUGUUGUGGACUUUGGCCUUUUGGUUCGAGUUCUGCGAAUACGAGACCAAUUCCUUUUUACAAUGUCCUCUCGGCCGAGAUAUCAGAUACGAAUGAGCUUUCCAUUCGAUACGCGACGCCUACUUCGAAGAAAAGGGUACAACCCACAGAGCUGAAAUAUGCGGUGGAAUCACACUCUAAAGAAGAAGUAGAGAAAUGGAUAGCGAAAUUACUGGAUCGAUCGUAUGGCGAAUCGCAACAAGGAAAACGUGCGAAAGUCCUGGUGAAUCCUCAUAGUGGCAAGGGAAAAGCGCAAAAAUACUAUGACCGCGAUGUGGAACCGCUUCUGAAGGCAGCACGCUGUAGUAUCGACGUAGUGAAGACGAAAUUUCAAGGGGAGGCGGUUACGAUAGUCGAAGAUAUGGAUAUUGAAGCGUAUGAUAUGGUUGUCUGCUGCUCGGGGGAUGGAUUGGCGCAUGAGGUUUUUAAUGGCCUCGGGAAAAGACAUGAUGCGAAAAGAGCUCUAUCGAAAAUUGCGGUGACGCAUGUACCAUGUGGAAGUGGCAAUGCUAUGAGCAUGAAUCUUAGUGGGACGGAUAGUGCGAGUAUGGCUACUUUGGCCAUUAUCAAAGGAAUUCCCACGCCUCUAGAUCUCAUAUCGAUUACGCAAGGAGAGACACGAACGAUUAGUUUCCUAUCCCAGUCUGUAGGAAUUGUGGCCGAGGCGGAUUUAGCUACGGAAAAUAUGCGGUGGAUGGGAUCUACACGUUUUACCUAUGGAUUUCUAGAGAGAAUUAUUGGACAGGCACUUUAUCCUUGUGAUAUUGCCGUCAAGGUUGCGAUAGAAGAUAAACCCAGUAUAAGAGAGCAUUAUAGAAAGGAGAUGAGCAAUCACGAACCAGCAAGCGAGAGAAGAGGAUACAAAUACCUUUUAGAUGAUGAUGCUUCGGCUAGUAGCGGUAUGGAUGAUGGAUUACCUCCGUUAAGAUAUGGUACUGUAAACGAUAAAUUGCCGGAUGGUUGGGAAAUGGUUCCAUAUGACAAACUGGGGAACUUCUAUUGUGGAAACAAGAUGGCAUACAUGGCCUCAGACGCUAGUUUCUUCUCUGCUGCUCUUCCAAACGACGGAUACAUGGAUCUGAUCUGUAUCAAUGGCGACAUAAGUCGCCUCUCAGCCAUCAAGAUGAUGCUAUCAGUGGAAUCCGGAAAACUAUUCGAUAUACCCAAUGUAUGGUACCGCAAAAUCCUCGGAUAUCGAAUCAUUCCGAAGCAGAAGGGCGAUGGGUACAUAAGUAUCGACGGGGAGAGAGUUCCUUUUCAACCGUUUCAGGCGGAGGUACACAAGGGAUUAGGUACGGUACUCUCGAAAACGGGACACAUGUAUGAGUGGCGUGGUCCUGUUUGA
Messenger RNA from Sclerotinia sclerotiorum 1980 UF-70, 1569 nucleotides. RefSeq lists its product as hypothetical. NCBI's taxonomy places the organism in Eukaryota, Fungi, Ascomycota, Leotiomycetes, Helotiales, Sclerotiniaceae. Gene Ontology annotation, cellular component: intracellular membrane-bounded organelle; cytoplasm; membrane. The record is from RefSeq and is a predicted model, not a curated record. Gene Ontology annotation, biological process: sphingosine biosynthetic process. The coding region runs from base 1 to 1569 and encodes 522 amino acids. The transcript is spliced from 4 exons.